CUCAUCCUGGGCCGUGCCAUCACGGGCAUCCAGGGCUUCUACUAGUUCUUCGUAAAGUAUAAAAGCAUUCGUCCCCUUUUACUCUACAAAACUCCCCGCGAAUUGAAUCGACACUUGCAACGACACCAACCAGCAAAGACAUAGCAGCAUGAGUGAGUCUGGUCUUCCCGAAGGCUGGCAAGUACGACACAGCAAGUCGCGAAACCUGCCUUACUACUUUCAUGCGAAAACAUCCGAAUCGCGCUGGGAACCUCCUGCCGGCACCAACACGGAUUUACUUGCGGUGUACAUGGCUUCUCACCAUUCUGGAGGCGGACAAGCGGCUGCUUCUAGUGGGACGACUCAGGAUGGUGCCAAGAUUCGUGUGAGCCACUUGUUGGUGAAGCAUCAGGGAUCACGUCGCCCAUCCUCAUGGAAAGAGCCCAACAUUACCCGGACGAAAGACGAAGCACUCACCAUUCUUGCUGCACACGAGGCAAAGAUUCGCGCUGGCUUGACUACCCUGGGUGAGCUGGCUGUGACAGAGUCAGAUUGCUCAUCAGCACGCAAAAGUGGCGAUUUGGGAUUCUUUGGUAGGGGAGAGAUGCAAAAGGCAUUUGAGGAUGCUGCAUUUGCAUUAGAACCUGGACAGCUCUCUGGUGUCGUGGAUACCGAUAGUGGUGUGCAUCUCAUUGAACGUGUUGCAUAACUAUAUUGCUAAGUCAACUUUUCUGUAAUAAAGUCAAUCAUCUCUUG
Molecule: messenger RNA, 735 nt
Organism: Protomyces lactucae-debilis
Lineage: Eukaryota; Fungi; Ascomycota; Taphrinomycetes; Taphrinales; Protomycetaceae
Product: peptidyl-prolyl cis-trans isomeras-like protein 1
Exons: 2
Coding region: 149-688 (179 amino acids)
Cellular component (GO): cytosol; nucleus
Molecular function (GO): protein binding; peptidyl-prolyl cis-trans isomerase activity
Source: RefSeq, a predicted model, not a curated record